This is a messenger RNA of Anthonomus grandis grandis, 786 nucleotides long. RefSeq names its product piggyBac transposable element-derived protein 3-like. The transcript has a single exon. The record is from RefSeq and is a predicted model, not a curated record. The coding region runs from base 1 to 786 and encodes 261 amino acids. NCBI's taxonomy places the organism in Eukaryota, Metazoa, Arthropoda, Insecta, Coleoptera, Curculionidae.
AUGGGCAGGAAUAGAUUUUUUAAAAUAAGAAAUUAUCUUCAUGCUGUUAAUAACUUGGAAGUUUCAGAUGAAGAACAAAAACGUGAUAAACUAUGGAAAGUGCGUCCAAUAAUAACUUCUUUUCAUAAUGCGGUUUUGCGGCUACCGAGAGAGGAGAAUGUGAGCAUUGAUAAACAAAUGAUACCAUUUUCGGGUAAAGUAGCUAUUCGACAGUACGUUCCUCGAAAACCCAACCCCACUGGUCUAAAAAACUAUGUCUUAGCUUCAAAAAACGGAACUAUUUUAGAUUUUGAAAUUUACCAAGGAAAAAUAACUAAUUUUCCAGAAGACGUCGAGAAGAAAAAUUUAGGUGCAGGAGGUAGAGCCGUAUUGCGUUUAAGUGAAACUUGUUCACCUGGAACAAACAUUUAUUUCGACCGCUCUUUUACAAGCGUUACUUUAUUAGAUAAACUAAGGGAAAAGGGAAUUUCUGGUACAGGAACUACAAUGUCCAACAGAUUUCCAAAAGUUGGUUUUCCCACUGACUAUGAACUAAAAAAGUUAGGCAGAGGGAUCAUAAAAACAAAAGUAAGAGAUAAUAAAAAGGUAGCUCUAGUUAGGUGGAUGGACAAUAAGGCAAUAACAAUGGCCUCUUCAGCACACAGCAUUAAUCCAAUACAUCAAUGUCGCAGAUAUUCGAGGCCUGAUCUACAGUAUUUAAAUGUUCCCCAACCAGAUGUAGUAAGGCGCUACAAUGAAUUUAUGGAAGGGGUUGAUUUACUAUGUUAUCAUAAAACUAAAAAAUGA